This is a messenger RNA of Toxorhynchites rutilus septentrionalis, 1824 nucleotides long. RefSeq names its product dnaJ homolog subfamily B member 13-like. Bases 565 to 1551 code for a protein of 328 amino acids. NCBI's taxonomy places the organism in Eukaryota, Metazoa, Arthropoda, Insecta, Diptera, Culicidae. The transcript is spliced from 5 exons. The record is from RefSeq and is a predicted model, not a curated record. Gene Ontology annotation, cellular component: cytosol. Gene Ontology annotation, molecular function: protein-folding chaperone binding.
CAUAAGAGUUCAAUUUUCUUCAAAAAUUUCAUCGCAAUCAAGUGGCUGAAGACAUGCUUGAACGAUCAAAUUCUAAUCUCACGUUUAUCCAACGCAUAAUUACUCUCCAGAUAUGGCCCCGUAUAACUUUUUCCUAUUUCCGGAGCUCGAAUUACUGCUUUGUGAGACCCGUUUUGACAGCAUUGAAGAAAUAAAAACUAAUUCUCUAUGUGAAAUGAAGGCAAUUCCUGAAUAUAGCUAUAAAAAGGGUUUCGAUGACUAGAUUGUUCGUUGAAAAUGGUGUAUUGCUUCAGAAGGGGCUAUUUUGAAGACGAUAAUAUAAAUUUAGAUGAUAAGUAAAGCAUUUUCUUCAAAAACACAAAUUCUCGGAACAUAUUUGACAGAAUGUAAAAUGUAUAGGCCGACUGGAAAAGCAUAACAUUCAUAAUUGUUCCGCGAAGAAACAACACUACUCUGGCAAACUGUAUUGUAUUGCCUCACUUCAUCCAAUCACAGUAGACUGGUCCAUAAUAGUGAGUGUCAACGUUAAUACAAAAGCCAACGAAAACUAUAAUUUAGUCAACGAUGGGAUUCGAUUAUUAUUCAAUUUUAGGAGUUCCCAUGAAUGCCUCGGAAACUGAAAUACGAUUGGCUUAUAGGAGAUGGUCUGUGCGUUGUCAUCCGAAAAACGACUUCCAUGAUCCGCCGAAAAUUCCGUUUCCUUCCAUGUCGACAGAGCAUUACUGGGAGUUACUCAAUGAAGCUUUCGACGUUUUAUCGGAUCCGUUGCGAAAACACAUUUACGAUGUACAUGGAGAAGAAGGGCUCAAAUCAGGUGUGGUGACUCCGACAGGAUUUGUACAACCAUAUGUUUUCUCGUACGACUGCAUGAAGAUCUAUAAAGAUUUUUUCGCUACCUACUCACCAUACGGUGACCUCAUCGACACAGUUACAAACCCACCCCUUAUCAGCCUGGAUGGUAGUAGAACUGUAAGGACUAAGCCACCCGAUAUAGAGCAUUACAUCGACCUCGAUCUGGAGGAGAUUUAUCACGGAACAACGAAGAAAGUGAAAAUUUUGCGGGAAGAAUUUUUAGAUGAAACACAGGUUGAAACAAAACAGGUAGAGGAAACCUUAGAUGUACAUAUCCCACAGAGCAUUCCAUGCGGAACGAAGAUAAGAUGCAAGGAGGCCGGUGAUCGCAACGCAAAAAUAAUUCCUCCGGAUAUCGUGUUCAUAGUACGAGAAAAGCCACAUCCGAGAUUCCACCGGAAGCAAAUGGAUUUACACAUGAAUGUUACAAUUUCGCUUGAACAGGCAAUUGUUGGAUUCCGUCUAGAGAUUGCCGGUAUCGAUGGAAGGCAAAUUGUGACAGAAAUUGUUGAUGUGGUUCAUCCAACAUAUGUGAAAACUAUCAAAGGUGAAGGUUUGAUUCUGGCUAAUGGUGGCAGAGGUUGUGUGCCACGUGGUGACCUACACGUUUCGUUUACGAUCCUGUUUCCAGAAUACAUUCCGAAGAAGUUAAGGGACGAGUUUCGGACCCUUUUUCACGAGCUACGUUUGAAUGAAUAAUGCUUGGUUCUUAUUGCUGAAUGAGUUUCACUCUCCAAAGGAACUUAUGUAUUGGAAUUUUAAUCUGAGUAUCGCAUUCAAGUGACUUAUUUCGGAACAAAAUUAUAAACCACGAUUUCGAAAUCACCUGCCCCUCCAAAUGUACCGUUUAGGAUGCUCUUAACUUUAUUCCAUUCCAAUCCAUCAAUGCCGCAACCGAUGCGUGGUAUUGCUAGCUUUUUGGCUCCGUUUUCUGACUGUAAUAAACAAAGAAAUAUGGAAAAUAAAUUUUAU